AAAACCUCUUUUCUCUCUCUUCCAACCUCUCUCUCUCUCUCUUUUAACCAUUUCUCAAUGUCAUGCGAUCAGGUGACUCACUAAAAUCUGAUUAUAAAGUAUUACAAAAUCUCUUACUUGAUGAUGUAUAUAAACUCCCUAGUGUAAGGCAGAAAUUCGGUGGUGAAGUAAAGUGCAGACCUCAUCCCAGAAUUAGCUACUACAGGCACCACCAAUUUCUUUUGAAGACAAGAUCCUGCAGUUAGAAGAACAUGGCAAGUCUGAAUUGGAGUUAUCAAGGCAACAAUGGACCCGACCAGUGGCACAAAUUAUACCCUAUUGCCAAUGGAAACCAUCAGUCCCCUAUUAACAUUAAAACCAAGGAAGUCAAAAAAGAUCCAUCUCUGGGGCCUCAGAUCACCUGGAAUUCGAGCACCUGCAAAGAGAUUGUCAAUGUUGGACACUCCUUCCAUGUGAACUUUGAGGACAAGGAUAACCGAUCAGUGGUGACUGGUGGACCUCUGACUGGAAACUACAGGCUGCAUCAGUUUCACUUUCACUGGGGCCAGACUGACGAUCAUGGCUCUGAGCACACUGUGGACGGAGAAAAAUAUGCCUCAGAGUUUCACCUGGUUCACUGGAAUUCAGACAAAUAUUCAAGUUUUGCUGAGGCUUCAGAUAAGCCUGAUGGUUUGUCAAUCAUUGCUGUUUUUCUGAAGGUUGGUCCCCCCAAUGAACAUGUGCAGGACAUUGUGAAGGCAGUCGGUUCGAUAAAGACUAAGGGUAAAAAAGCUCCAUUUACUAAUUUUGACCCAUCAACUUUACUUCCUGGAUCCUUGGAUUAUUGGACCUAUUCUGGCUCUUUGACUCAUCCUCCCCUUUUUGAGAGCGUCACCUGGAUUAUUAAGGAGCCCAUUACUAUCAGUUCAGAGCAGCUGGCCCAAUUCCGCAGCCUCACAUUGACCAAUCAUCGACUUCCCCAGCCAUUGAAGGGCAGACGAGUGAGAACCUAAUUCUAGGUAAUUAAGAAUUAGUCAGAAGUGAAAAUAUUUUCUCAAAACCAAUAUAUCUAAGCAAAAGACCAUGUAACAAUUCACACAAAUUAUUUUAAAAAGUGAAUGUCUGGUUAAGAUACAAUGCUCAUAUCCUGCCAUAUGCUAUUGCUAUUGAUUGUAAUGUAUUUACUGAAAUGAAUCUAUGUUUCUUGUGCAUUGUGAAGCAAAUGAAUUUUAAUGUGUGGCUUUUACCUUAAGUAUUUUAAAAUAUUUUUAGGAAUAAUCUUCACAUUUUUACUAAAUUUAUUAACUAACUAGAUAUCAUGAUUAUAAAUAGGACAAAUAAAUCCUUUGAAUAAAAUAAUAAAUAAGUCAGUGUUCAUUCUUAGCUAACUAAUCAAAGAUUUCAUUUAACUGUAGUAAAUAUUUGUUAAUUUUUGCAAAGGAAUCACUCUGUUAAUACUAACUUUAGCUGUUAUCAGUCUUUGCACAAUAAAAAAAUAUAAUUUGUCCUUUU
Messenger RNA from Gopherus evgoodei (Goodes thornscrub tortoise), 1491 nucleotides. Its product is annotated as carbonic anhydrase 1-like. Gene Ontology annotation, molecular function: zinc ion binding; carbonate dehydratase activity. NCBI's taxonomy places the organism in Eukaryota, Metazoa, Chordata, Testudines, Testudinidae. The record is from RefSeq and is a predicted model, not a curated record.